AUGGAGCAGGAUGAAGACGACUCCCAGGGGCAAGAAGUCGUGUUGAAGGCCGCAACUACUCCUGCACCAGCAGCAGAAGCAUCGACCCUCCUCCCAGCACCGAUCGCGAAUGUCGUGAGUCUGGUAACCAGAUCCGGCUCCUUGUACCUACGACUCGGAACCUUCAUUGGCGGUCUUGCUCUCGACGGCGCACGAGUCACGACCUUGACAGGGCUGGAAUUGAGCAGAGCAGUUAUUGAGGGCAUACUACACAAGGCCGGACGAGAUGUAUCUCUGCGCAGUACUGGGGAGAUGGGAAAGGCUGAGGCAGAUGGGAUAUUGGAGCGAAGCAUAACGACUUUACACUCUACAAUCACGAAUAUAUCAUUUGCUGCCUCAACCGGCUUUUAUUUUUCUUCUGCAGCAUUGCACGGAGCCGGUGACUUGUCGCAGCAAUUAUUGGCUACAUUGGACAGUAUACUGGGCAGCACGGACUCGAGUAGGGCAAUUGCCAGUAUCGUUACACUGAUCAGGCGGGAGUUCCAAAAUCCGGCAACUGGGCAAGAAGGAGAGAAAGUUGGUGUUGCGGAUCUGUUGCUUGGAAUUUGCGGGCUGGCUUUACUGCAGAGAUGGUGCAAGAAAAUUACGGAUGCCGAGGGUAGUGGAGAUGUGGUGAUUUGGGACGUGGUCGUUCUGGAUGAUGGAAGAAGGGCGGAUGUCAUUAGCAAGGAAGAUCCGAAUGCUGAACGGGGUUUAACGAGAGCGGAUUCGAUGGCUUUUGUGACUCCUGGAGGAGACCAAGUGGUCCAGGCGAUAGGAAGAGGCGGGAGGCUAGAAGAUGAAUCUGAUGACGACUUGCCGGAGAUUAAUCUCAAGCAACGAAUCAUGAAAUCAUUACCAGCCGAUGCUUCAGUAUCAAUCACGACAGAAACGACGACCACCAAGACUAUUACGGUUGAGAUUACUGGCACUCAGCCCCCAGAUCUAUCGCCACCACCUGGUGUCGAGAUUGUGGAAGAAAAUGCUCACCACAUUGGACAGGUGGACCCGAAUGCCGAGCUAUUGACGAACGAGCAAAAGGUUGGCCUGUUGGUUCCAAAAUACAGAGUUGUUUACCGGGUUGUUCGCAACAGCCUUCGGGGAACCAACAUUGAAAACAAAGGCGAUCUCCAGAUUGAGAACGCAAUAGAGGACAGUGAUGACGAAACACCUGUUCAGCCUACCAAGGCUAUAAAGGGUCCUGCUGUUACAAUUUCACCAGUUUCCUCUCCUGAAGUUCCUCCCCUACCUCCAAGAAAAGAUACCCGAAGACAGGCGUCAAUGGAGAGUACAAACAUCGAUAGUCCGUCACGGUCGACUCCGUCGGGGGAUGAGAAACCCCUCGGAUUUUCGUCGAUUCCUGUUUCAAAGCCUUCGGAGCAAAUUGGCGCUCAGAAGAGGACACGCAAACCAAUGAGCUCUGCAUCAUCUAUUUCCGAUGUUCCUCCCCCAAAGAAAAUAGCCACAAAAUCUCCUACGCUGAAGAAGGCAAAACCAGACAGGCCACCGGUAAAGGCUGCUGAGAAGAAGGGAUCUUUUCGAAAUGCUCUUAGGAAAGGAUCUGGUUCAGCACUUUCGAAUCUCUGGAAUAAAGAGAAUGAAUCUGAAUCUUCCUCGUCCAAAACACCAUCGCCAAAGCCCGCAUGGGGUGGUCACAGUCCUACUAACGCAAAAUCAAGCCUUCCAGUCCCAAAGAGAAAUUCCAGCAUUGUCCCAGCGAGAGAAGCACCUCGUCCACCUCAGCGAGGAAAUCCUAACUACUUCUCAUCUCGGGAUCUUGGCCUCAUGCAGUCACCUGACGUGCAGAAGAGCCCUUCAAAGGCAAGCUACUAUUCAGUCCAUGAAAGGCGUCGAGAUUCGAUUGUUUCCCAAACAGAUACAUAUUCUGUACAUUCGGCUGAUACACGACCUGGAUCACCAACCGCUUUUCGGACACACCUGAAAGCACAAAGUAACCUCAUUCGAGCAAGAUCGGAGAAAAAUAUUCUAAAACAACCCACUUCUCCGGCGAUAAAUCACAGACGGUCGAAAAGCGUUGUUCCAAGCAUUUAUACCCUGAAAACAAACAAUUCCGCCACUUCACUUGUGAUCGCAAACCAGCCGCGACGUAGCGCAUUCGAGAGCUCUGAAACGAUCGAGUCUCUGAUGCAUACCGGCUUCAUCGACGGACUCUUUCCUCAGCAUCAUAUUGUUCGGAAUAUUACAAGAUUCGUGCGAUUCGCCUCAGCAUCGUAUGGAGCCAGCUUCCUUCGAGUAAUGGGUAUCGUCACUGCCAAAGGUCCGACGGCGAAAGAGAUCGAGACAUCCCACCAUUACGAACACCAUUCAUUUUCGACGCACACACAGUUGCCACCGUCGACCAUUCUAUUGUCAUCAUUCGUGGAUCCACAAGGUGGUACGGAUGCUACGGGGAAUACAAAUACUGGAGUACCGAUGGUACAUUUUGUGUCCCUGGAUCACGAGUCAAGGGCCGUUGUACUGACGUGCCGUGGAACCCUGGGCUUCGAAGAUGUCCUGACAGACAUGACUUGCGAUUACGAUGAGCUUACCUACCGAGGGAAAGCAUACAAAGUCCACAAAGGGAUACAUGCAUCAGCACGCCGAUUACUUGACGGUGGCGGAGGGCGUGUAAUGGCAACAAUUGCAGCUGCAUUGGAAGAAUUUCCAGAGUAUGGAUUGGUGAUGUGUGGGCAUUCUCUGGGAGGUGGCGUCACCGCUUUGCUUGCAAUUCUAAUCUCCGAGCCCUCGGCGGAUCCUUUAUCCACGGCUUUCUUCACAGCAUCUGAUUACUUACCACCUCCACUCCUUCUUACCUCGUCACAGGGAGAAACGAGCACAGCACCAUCAAGAAUCCGUCUACCGUCAGGACGUCCAAUUCAUGUUUACGCCUACGGCCCUCCAGCGACGGUUUCACCUUCAUUGCGUCUGGCUACCCGAGGCUUGAUCACAACAAUUGUCAAUGGGCAAGAUCUUGUGCCAUAUCUUUCCCUAGGCGUCCUCCACGACCUUCAGGCUGUAGCAUUGGCUUUCAAGACGGACGAUUCAGGGGCUAAAGGAGAAGUGAGGAAGCGUGUCUGGCAAGGUAUCACAGGGACAUUCAUGGAUAAAUGGUACGCCAAUCGGCCACCCGGCAUGAAUUCAGAAGAGGACGAUCAGUGGGCGUACUCGGCAUUGAAAGCUUUGCGCGCCUCUAUGUUGUCUGCCAAACUUCUCCCUCCUGGCGAAGUCUUUGUUGUUGAGACCAUGCCUGUCCUUCAGCGCGACGCCUUUGUUGCUGAAGAUGGCGGCGAAGGCAAGGGCCUCGGACGGCCAGCAACGAGGAGUGUGUUGAAAUAUGUGAAGGAUGUAGAUAAGAGGUUUGGGGAAGUGAGAUUCGGAGGCAGUAUGCUUCUUGAUCAUAGCCCUGGCAGGUACGAGAUGAGUCUCGGAGCAUUGGGGAAGGGCAUUUUGGGAUAG
Cadophora gregata is the source of this 3474-nucleotide messenger RNA. RefSeq lists its product as uncharacterized. Lineage: Eukaryota; Fungi; Ascomycota; Leotiomycetes; Helotiales; Ploettnerulaceae. The record is from RefSeq and is a predicted model, not a curated record. Gene Ontology annotation, biological process: lipid metabolic process. Bases 1 to 3474 code for a protein of 1157 amino acids. The transcript has a single exon.